AUGCGGAACCAUUUUGACUACUUGAAAGGAAAAUAUGGUGCUUGGUUGAAAUUAAAAAACAAAACCGGCAACGUUUAUGACCCUUCAACAAACACGUUUAACUUGACCCCCGAGGAAUGGGACUUGGAGAUAGAGACCAAUAGGUAUGUCGAAUCAUUGAGGACUACAAGUCUUCCAUAUCCCGACCUGUGUGCUCGAUUAUUUGAGGGUGGUAUGUCCACGGGUAUUGGAGGCCAUGGAUCGUCGUCAAAAGACCCUUUGCCAACUACCGAGCCUUUUGUUGUCAUUGAGGAAGAGAUCAACAUCUCAAGUGAUCAAGCUCCUGUGUCUUCAACACCCGUUUCAUCCCGUGCUCCGGUUCAGAAACAGAAGCGUAAAAAGACUAUGGCAACGACUUCGGAGCUUGAUGAAAAGCUUAUACAAAUUUUAGAUACUAUGGCAUCGAAAUAUGGGAACCCUGAACUUUUUAGUUAUGAGUCAUGCCUAAAAAAAUUGAACGAGCUUGGGUGGGCAAAAGAUGAUCUGUUGUACCGUAUUGCCUUUUCACUUCUUACGGACAACCGUAACAGAGAAGCUUGGAUGACAAUACCGUCUGAAAUUGCAAGAGAAUGGGUGAGGACAGUUGGGGCAAAGCAAGGAUAUCAGUAA
Molecule: messenger RNA, 648 nt
Organism: Cynara cardunculus var. scolymus (artichoke)
Lineage: Eukaryota; Viridiplantae; Streptophyta; Magnoliopsida; Asterales; Asteraceae
Product: L10-interacting MYB domain-containing protein-like
Exons: 2
Coding region: 1-648 (215 amino acids)
Source: RefSeq, a predicted model, not a curated record